This is a messenger RNA of Trypanosoma cruzi, 101 nucleotides long. RefSeq names its product mitochondrial structure specific endonuclease 1 (SSE-1), putative. The transcript has a single exon. The annotation marks the transcript as partial. The record is from RefSeq and is a predicted model, not a curated record. Lineage: Eukaryota; Euglenozoa; Kinetoplastea; Trypanosomatida; Trypanosomatidae.
AUGUCUGUCCGCGAGCGUGCUGUAGUGCUGGUUGAUGGCCCGGCCGUAGUGCAUCGCUGGUAUCAUCGCUGGAGCUACACAAGUAAACAUACCCCUGUAGA